Molecule: messenger RNA, 2814 nt
Organism: Coturnix japonica (Japanese quail)
Lineage: Eukaryota; Metazoa; Chordata; Aves; Galliformes; Phasianidae
Source: RefSeq, a predicted model, not a curated record
CUCCGUGAGGGAGGAGGAAGGAGACAAGAUGGCGGCGGGUCCUGGCGCUGCUGGAACCGCUCGUGUAUCGAGCGGGCGGGAACUGGGCUGCGUCCCUGAAGUGGCGGCCGCUUUAGGAGCCGUAGCCCGACAAGGGUUCGAUUUUCUUUGCGCUCCGUUGUUUCAUCCCCGGCAUCGACGUGAGUUUCGGUUGUUGCCCGCUAAAGAACGGCCCGGCCCGCAAACCAGAUCCGACCUGCUGCUGGCGGGGAGGGAUUUGGGGUUUGAGGUUUCCUUAUGGGGUUUUUUGGGCUGAAAAUUGCUGUUUUUGGGUCAGGCCCUACAACAGGAAUUGGACUUUGCCGCUUACUUGGGGGUCCCGGCCGUUCUGCUGUCCUUAAAGGGGCCGCACUGCCCCAAUUUGGCACGGGGGCUCUGUGCCCACCUGCAGGGGACGCCCCAUGGAGCUGCGGUUUGGGUUCGUGUGCCCCUAUUGGCUCCGGAAUCCAGCCGCGACGACUUGAUCGUUAACGAGGAGCUCGUUAACGAGGAUAAUGGGAGGCAGGAGGAGGAGACCUGGCAUUGGUGGCACAACUUCCGGACACUGUGUGACUACAAUAAGAGAGUGGGGCUGGCUCUGGAGGUGGGCCCUGAUUUGCCGUCGGCCGAAGCCAUCGACCGCUGGUUGGGUGAACCCUUGAGGGCGGCCAUCUUGCCCACCAGCAUCUUCCUGACCAAUAAGAAAGGCUUCCCCGUCCUGUCCAGGCCUCACCAACGUCUGCUGGGCCGACUGCUUAAGCUGGAGGUGCAGGUGGUGCUAUGGGGCGCCCCACAUCACGAGCCCAAACCGCUGAGCUCCUACCUGCAAUACCUGGAACACGUGGGGCAGAACCGACCCCCGCCAUCGGCCUACGAGCUGUUUGCACGCGGAUACGAGGACUAUCUGCAGUGCCCACUGCAGCCUUUGAUGGACAACCUGGAGUCGCAGACCUAUGAAGUGUUUGAGAAGGAUCCAAUCAAAUACAGCCAGUACCAGCAGGCCAUCUAUAAGUGUCUGCUGGACCGAGUCCCCGACGAGGAGAAGGAAACAAACGUACAGGUGGUGCUGGUGCUGGGCGCCGGUCGCGGCCCGUUGGUGAACGCGGCACUGAGGGCAGCACGGAUGGCACAGAGACGGAUCAGUGUGUAUGCGGUGGAGAAGAACCAUAAUGCUGUGGUCACGUUGCAGUGCUGGCAGUUGGAGCAGUGGGGCUCCCAGGUCUCUAUGGGUCCCUAUGGGUAUCUAUGGGUCCCUAUGGAGCUGCUGGGGUCAUUUGGGGACAACGAGCUGGCGCCUGAGUGUCUGGAUGGGGCUCAGCCAUGUCUGAAACCUGGGGGUGUGAGCAUCCCCUGUUCCUACACGUCGUUCCUGGCCCCGCUGUCGUCCUCCAAACUGUACAACGAGGUGCGAGGAUGCAGGGAGAGGGACCGGCAUCCCGAGGCUCAGUUUGAGACCCCGUACGUGGUCCGUCUGCACAACUUCCACCAGCUGGCGGCUCCGCAGCCAUGUUUCACCUUCCAGCACCCAAAGACAGAUCCAGAUGAAGACAACAGUCGCUACGCGGUGCUGUCGUUCCCCAUUGGCGUCACCACGGCUCUACACGGAUUCGCCGGUUACUUUGAGACCACCUUAUAUGGGGACGUCACCCUCAGUAUCCGGCCGGAAACGCACUCGCCUGGAAUGUUCUCGUGGUUCCCCAUCUUCUUCCCAUUAAAGCAGCCAAUGGCGUUGCGGGCUGGCGACACGGUGCGGUUGUCGUUCUGGCGCCGUACGGCUCGGCAGAAGGUUUGGUACGAGUGGGCCGUCACACAACCCGCCCCAUCAGCCCUACACAACCCGGCCGGCCGGUCAUACACCAUCGGCCUAUGAGGGGCGGCGGCCAUCUUGGAUUCCCGGCGGCCAUCUUGGAUCCACGGCGGCCAUGGAUAUGCGGCGGCCAUCUUGGAUCUCCGAUGGCCAUCUUGGAUACAUAGCGGCCAUCUUGGAUCCACGGCAGACAUCUUGGAUCCACGGUGGCCAUAUUGGAUCUGCAGCAGCCAUUGAUAUGCAGCGGCCAUCUUGGAUUUGCGACAGCCACCUUGGAUCCCCGGUGGCCAUCUUGGAUCCACGGCGGCCAUCUUGGAUACGCGGCUGACAUCUUGUAUUCCCGGUGGCCAUCUUGGAUCCAUGGCAGACAUCUUGGAUCCACAGUGGACAUCUUGGAUCCACGGCAGCCAUCUUUGAUCCACGGCAGCCAUCUUGGAUCCCCGGUGUCCAUCUUUUAUUCCCAGUGGCUAUAUUGGAUUCCAUCUUGGCUACCUGGCAGCUAUGUUGGAUACCCAUUAGCCAUCUUGGUUACCUGGUAGCCAUCUUGGAUACCCGGCAGCCAUUUUGGAUAUCUGUCAGCCAUCUUGGAUACCAUUUUGACUACCUGGCAGCCAUCUUGGUUUCCUGGCAGCCAUCUUGAAUACCAUUUUGGCUUCUUGGCUGCCAUCUUGACUACCUGGCAGCCAUCUUGAAUACCCGGUAGCCAUCUUGGAUAUCCGGUAGCCAUCUUGGCUACCUGGCAGCCAUCUGGGUUAUCUGGUAGCCAUCUUGGAUACCAUCGUGGCUACUGGGCAGCCAUCUUGGAUAGCUGGUGUCCAUCUUGGCUACUGGGCAGCCAUCUUGACUACCAUCUUGGCUACCUGGCAGCCAUUUUGGAUACUCGGCAGCCAUCUUGGAUACACAGAAAGGAGGCGCUAUCUUGGAUACCGUACUCGUACAUCAUUGGCCUAUGAAUAAUAAAUGCGGCCAGCGGCAGCCAUCUUGGAUAC